Molecule: messenger RNA, 1590 nt
Organism: Aspergillus lentulus
Lineage: Eukaryota; Fungi; Ascomycota; Eurotiomycetes; Eurotiales; Aspergillaceae
Product: carboxylesterase/lipase family protein
Source: RefSeq, a predicted model, not a curated record
AUGCUUCGUAAUACUCUUCCCACGCUUUGCGGUCUGGUAUCUUUAUCUGCCGCCGCGCUUUACGAAACGGUGAUUGAGACCAAAUAUGGCUCGGUCCAGGGUUAUCCGGCUUUCAACAGCAGCCAUACCGGCAACCUGACGCACUGGAAGAACAUCGCUGUAUGGAAGGGAAUUCCCUUUGCUGCGACCACUGGAGGUGCCAACCGGUGGAAAGCGCCACAGCCCGCAAGUCCAUGGAACCAAACGUUGGACGCGCGCAACUGGGGCCCUAUUUGCCCGUCCGCUACGACCGGGAAUAGCGGCUACACUAUUGAUGAGGAUUGCCUCAACCUCAAUAUCUGGAGCCCAGCGAACUCCACCGACGCGAAGCUCCCUGUGGUCAUGUGGAGUUAUCCCGCCGAGUCAACCGCGGCGGAUCCUCUCUUCGACGGCGGUGGUAUGGCCGACAAAGGGAUUGUCUUCGUCAGUUAUAACUACCGCACUGGACCUUUCGGCUGGCUCGCUCACCCUGAGCUCUCGGAAGAGUUUGAGAUGGUUACCGGGUCCAACAGCUCGGGUAACUGGGGAAUGCUGGAUCAGUUCGCUGCCUUGAAAUGGAUCCAUGCCAACAUUGAGGCUUUUGGGGGUGAUCCAAAUCAAAUUACAGUUCAAGGACAGUCGGCAGGCUCUGCGGCCACUCAGCAUAUACUGUAUAGCAGUUUGACCCGGGGACUGAUUGUCGGUGCCAUCAUCGAGAGCGGUGUCCGGGACCCCCACGACCCCCUCUGCACCAGCCUCGCCGAGGCUUACACCACGCUGGAAGAUGCGCUAAAAAAUGGCAAUACCUAUCUAUUUAACCUGGGAGUGUCCAGCAUCGCCGAAGCCCGGAACCUAAGCGUGGAGGCAUUGAUCAACGGCGCGACCGGUAGCACCCGCGACGAGACAAUCAUGUUUGAGGCGGUCCUUGAUUAUUAUGCCAUGCCGGAUACCUACCUCAACAUCCUGAUGAAAGGCCUGGCCCACGACGUUCCGGUAAUCACCGGAAACAAUAAGGACGAGAAUGGAGCUACCUAUGGUCUCAAAAUCUCGCUCGCGGAAUAUCUGCAGGACCUCAACGAAACGUACAGCGGGGAGUGGGUCAACCGGUUCCUUGCUCUCUAUCCUGCUAACGACUCAAUAACCGCAUCAGGAGCAUAUAACUCCAUGUUCACCGACCGCUCCAAGGUGGGCACCUGGCUUUGGAGUCAAAUGUGGUAUACCACCAAGAGCAGCCCAGUUUGGAACUACUUCUGGGAUCACGCGCCCCCCGGCCAGAGUUCCGGGGCCUACCACGAGUCGGAGAUCAAUUACGUGCUGAACAAUCUCUAUGCCACCGAGAAGCCCUGGACUGCCGAGGACUACGCUAUUGCCAAGAAUAUGAACGAUUACUGGGCUAGCUUUAUCAAGACCAGAAACCCUAAUACUCAGGCAGAAGGCGCAGUUCAGUGGCCCGCAGUCAACGCCGCCAAAGUAGUACAGCAUGUAGGCGAUGGAUGGGGCCAGAUCCCCAUUGCCUCGAAUAAAAACGUGAAGCUGUUCGAGGAUUGGUUUGCCAAAUUAGUAGCAUACUGA